Messenger RNA from Fusarium musae, 1869 nucleotides. RefSeq lists its product as uncharacterized. The coding region runs from base 1 to 1869 and encodes 622 amino acids. The transcript has a single exon. The record is from RefSeq and is a predicted model, not a curated record. Lineage: Eukaryota; Fungi; Ascomycota; Sordariomycetes; Hypocreales; Nectriaceae.
AUGUCCUCCCGCGGCGUCCCAGAAGUCCUCUUCAAAAAAGUAGACGAAUACGUCGACUCCCUCGCUCCCCAGAUCCAACCCCGCAUCACCUCCGAGCUCGAGACCUUUCAGCAAAAGACCAUCGACAGCCUCGAAGAUAAAGUUGUCGACGCUUUCCGAUCGCUCUUCAACAAAGAUAAAGAUUCUUCGUCACGAAGUCCUUUCGAUCUUAAGGAUGAUGCGCCUGAUGCCUACGGUGGACAGAGUCUCCCGUUUGCAGACGAGUUGGCCAAGUUGACGAGGAGCUUUACGAAAAUUACUGAUGAGGCGGGGGAUGAUUUACGGGAUAUUUUCGAUAUUACGGAGGGGAGAGGAGGGGGGCAGGAUACGAGAUCGAGAGGGGGGGAGACGGCGAGGGGUGGCGGUGGUGCGAAGGGGUUCUUGUCUGCUGCUUUUGACGCGGUGCAGGAUCAUCUUGAGAACAAUAAUGGCAGGGGAGGAGGCCAAGGUUUCGAACUCGAUGGUCUGCUUGGUGUGAUAAGCAACACUGUUAAAGACGCCGCACGAAACCCCGAGGAAAAGGCACGCAUGAUCAGCCCCGAGAUCAAAGAACAAGUCGGCGCCAAACUCCGCGAACAACAUGCCCCGAUCGCAGAGCAGUUCACGCGCAUUGCCCUCGACCACAUCAAGCGCUGGCUACGAGGAAACACGAGCACCAAGGAUCUAGGCGAUGGUGUCAAAGGCGAGAUUGAAGAUCAGGUCAAGGAUCUCGUCAAGGGACUUGGAGGUUUGUUUGGGAACAAGAAGUCCAAUGAAGGUUCGGCGAGAGGGUUUGGCGAUGGAGAUCGUGAUGGUGAACGCGCUGAUGGCGAGAGCGGCGGUUUCUCAAAAGUCAUAAGUGACAAGCUCAGCACAGGCAUCGCAAGAGUCCACAGAGAAGUCCGUCUCGAAUUCCGCAAGAUUCUCGGCGGUAUUGAAAAGCAGCUUUUCGAAUUACUACCCGAUCAAUUCCAACGUCCUCUUGAGAAGAUCCUCGGUGGAAAUCCAUUCGAUACACAACUCGACCGCGACGCUGGGCCUGGCCAAGCAGAUAGAGGAUUUGGAGACGAUAUCAAGGCGAAGCUGGUGAACAAGAUCAGAGGGCUGGUGAGGAAGGUCCAGGAGACGCUGAGGGAGAGCAUUCUGGGGGUUGUUAAUGGUGGGCAUAGGAAGUUUGAGAGGCAGAGCUGGGUGUUUGUGCAGAAUAUGGUGGAGAUGAAGGUGCAGAAGUAUCUGCCCAAGGUCAAGAUCUCGGUGCCGGAUGAUAUUGGGAAUGAGGGUGUUAGUGUUGGGGCGCCGGCGCAAGCGAAUCUUGGUGGUUCGAAUGCGACUGUGCCGGCCUCACAGGGAGGUCAGGGAGGUUACGAACGGCCGUCGGAGCAGCAUGGAGGGGGUUAUCAGCAGCCGUAUAAUCCCCCUUCGCAGUUUGGGGAUAAUCACCAGCCGAGCCAGGACUACAGACCUCAGCAGAGUCACGAUUAUAGACCUCCUCAGGGACAGGACUACAGGCCUUCUCAAGGGCAAGACUAUAGACCUCAAGGUCACGAUGAGUAUCGACCUCAAGGGCAACAAGGCGAUUACCGACCACAACAUCAGUCCCAACAGGAUUACAGACCUCAGCAACAUGAUAACUACCGACCCCAGGACGAGUAUAGACCUCAGCAACAGCAAUCGCAUCAAGAGUAUCGCCCCGACCAAUACCCUCCGCCGCCACAGCAUCACUCAAGCCACUCUGGAGGAUACCAGCAGAACGAGGGCUAUCAGAACCAGGGUUACCAGCAAGAUCAAGGCUACCAACAGAACCAAGGUUACGGACAAGGCCAGGGCUACGGAAGCAACCCUCGCUACUAA